Raphanus sativus (radish) is the source of this 879-nucleotide messenger RNA. RefSeq lists its product as uncharacterized. Bases 173 to 811 code for a protein of 212 amino acids. The record is from RefSeq and is a predicted model, not a curated record. NCBI's taxonomy places the organism in Eukaryota, Viridiplantae, Streptophyta, Magnoliopsida, Brassicales, Brassicaceae. The transcript has a single exon.
AUCAUCUCAAUCUCAAAGAACUCAGAAAAACAACCAGAGUCCUGCAUUAGCAUUUAUUGACUGGAGCCAAUUUAAAGCUUUUAUAUUUCUCGUGAACUUGAGCGGAGUUAAAAGCUCCUUAAACGGUUACUUACUUCUCUGAUUCUUUAUUUUUAUUGGUGUCCGACUCAAGAUGAGUCAACUCGGUGAUUUGCUCAGAGAAUCGGCGGACGAAACGGAGAGUGGGAGGACGAUGAUGCUGAGUUUACUCGAGGAAGCUCGAACCGACGGUGAAGAUCGAGCGACGAGCAAGUGGAGUACGCUGAAACAACGGCUGAGAUUCGACUGGGUUGGCUGUUGCGGUGGACCCACCUUGCUGCGUCUCAGAGGAUCAGAAGCGCCAAUCGCCGAGGAAGACGAAGAUGACGAGGAGGAGGAGGAGGAAAACUCGGGUCAAAACCGGGUCGUUGACUUGUCGAAUUCGGUUCCGGAUCCGGGUUUAGCUGUGGAGACGGAUUGUUUAACACGUGGCACAAGGAAUCUCGCGGAGGCUCUUGCAGAGGAGAGACUAGCGCGGGGCGAGCACGUGACGGAGGCUUCGGUUGCUAAGGUACCGUUGAUGAAACUGCUGGCGGAAACGGAAGGUUGCGAUGUGACCACGUGGACAGGUGCUGAUCCUUUGUGUUGCGUGUGUAUGGGAAGGGAGAAAGACGCGGCGUUUAUCCCAUGUGGGCAUACGUAUUGUAGAGUGUGUUCAAGAGAGAUUUGGAUGAACCGUGGAUCGUGUCCUCUUUGUAACCGUUCCAUCGUUGACGUUCUUGAUCUUUACUGAAAAAUUUACAUUCAUGGAUUUGUUAUGUUCUGAUCGACGGUAAAGUUCAGGUUCUUUGUGCAUAUUUC